CAUUUUGGAAGUCUGGACGACGUUUUAAUACGGUUGCCUUCAGAAUCUGAAUCAGUAAACACAACGAGUUUGGUUUUGGUUAUUAACGUGCUCCUUGUACAUACAUAUCUGGCUUAUUUACGUCUCUUUGCUUACGGUUCUUUUAAGAAGCCACCAUCAUUAUGGCGGAUCCAAGAAUACGGCAGAUAAAAAUAAAGGCUGGUGUCGUAAAACGGCUGGCUAAGGAAGAGGUCUUCUACAUAAAGGAGGCAAACGAGCAGGAAGAGAGAGUCGAGCGUCUGAAAGCUGAGGCAAAGGAUGAGUAUCUGAUCAAGAAACAGGUGGAGGUGUUGCAGGAGUCGAGAAUGAUGAUUCCAGACUGUCACCGCCGUUUAGCAAUGGCUCAUGCUGAUCUGCAGCAGCUGUUGGAAAUGGUGGUGGAUCUGGAGGAAUUGGAGGAAUUCAAGGAGGCCAGAAGUGUUUUAGACUCUGUCAAACUAGAGGGAUGAUGUAAACACACCUGCGCAACACAUGUCCAUUCCAUUAGUCAGGACUUCUUAAUGUUGAUUCACACACAAGUCUGAUCAUUGUUUUGUAUUUAUUUUGUAUUUAUUGUUAACACAAUGAAUAUACCAUGCCGCUGUUGAUUUUUCAAAGUUGCAAAAUGGAAUAAACUAUACAUGUACUAUA
Molecule: messenger RNA, 669 nt
Organism: Tachysurus vachellii
Lineage: Eukaryota; Metazoa; Chordata; Actinopteri; Siluriformes; Bagridae
Product: tubulin-specific chaperone A-like
Exons: 4
Coding region: 162-488 (108 amino acids)
Biological process (GO): post-chaperonin tubulin folding pathway; tubulin complex assembly
Cellular component (GO): cytosol; microtubule cytoskeleton
Molecular function (GO): beta-tubulin binding
Source: RefSeq, a predicted model, not a curated record